Drepanopeziza brunnea f. sp. 'multigermtubi' MB_m1 is the source of this 474-nucleotide messenger RNA. The record is from RefSeq and is a predicted model, not a curated record. Lineage: Eukaryota; Fungi; Ascomycota; Leotiomycetes; Helotiales; Drepanopezizaceae.
AUGGAUAUGGAAAAGCUGAAGAAGAUGCAGCAGUCGGUGAGAAUUGGUGACGGAAAGGGCACACCAAGAAGAAAGGUCAAGAAGGUGCAUAAGACUGGGGGUAUCGAUGACAAGAAGCUGCAAACCGCGCUGAAGAAGCUGAACGUCCAACCAAUCCAAGCCAUCGAGGAGGUCAACAUGUUCAAGGCUGACGGAAACGUUAUCCACUUCGCUGCCCCUAAAGUUCAUGCCGCCGUCCCAUCCAACACCUUCGCUAUCUAUGGAAACGGAGAAGACAAGGAGCUCACCGAACUCGUCCCAGGUAUCCUCAACCAACUCGGUCCCGAUUCCCUUGCCUCCCUCCGCAAGUUGGCCGAGAGCUAUCAAUCCAUGCAGAAGGCCGAGGGUGGUGACGAAAAGAAGGAUGAUGACGACGAUGACGACGACAUCCCUGAAUUGGUUGCCGGCGAGAACUUCGAGGACAAGGUUGAAUAA